GUCCAUUCGCCAUCUUCGAUUGAACACCUGAUCCCUUCGCCGAUUCCCAUUUUUGCCCCCAAAUUCAUUUUUAAAUAUUCUUAAUUGUUGAAUUUUAACCUAAUUUCAUGGAGUCCGCUGCAACAAAAGUGAAGAAGGGUGCUGGAGGAAGGAAGGGCGGCGGCCCGAAGAAGAAGCCUGUGUCCCGUUCUGUCAAAGCCGGUCUACAGUUUCCGGUAGGUAGAAUUGGACGUUACUUGAAAAAGGGUCGCUAUGCCCAGAGGGUUGGUACUGGAGCCCCAGUUUACAUGGCCGCAGUUCUUGAAUAUCUUGCUGCUGAGGUUUUGGAGUUGGCUGGAAAUGCAGCACGGGACAACAAGAAGAACAGAAUUAUCCCGAGGCAUGUGUUAUUGGCUGUGAGGAAUGAUGAAGAGCUUGGGAAAUUGCUGCAAGGAGUGACCAUUGCUCAUGGUGGAGUGAUUCCGAACAUUAACCCAGUAUUGUUGCCAAAGAAGACUGGUGCAGAUAAGGAACCAAAAUCACCCUCAAAGGCUACCAAGUCUCCCAAGAAGGCUGCUGCUUAGUUCAAUAUGAAUUCACUUGAUAAAAUAUUUUACCAUGUAGCUAGCUUAGCCUUAGAACGAGUUUCUAGAAAAAAUGGGUUGUAGAGAAAAGAUAAGGUUGUAAUUUGUAGCCCUAUUUCUUUGAAUCCAUGAAUUAAAAUUGAAACCCCUUGUUUUGGUUUU
This is a messenger RNA of Olea europaea var. sylvestris, 725 nucleotides long. RefSeq names its product histone H2A-like. The coding region runs from base 108 to 563 and encodes 151 amino acids. NCBI's taxonomy places the organism in Eukaryota, Viridiplantae, Streptophyta, Magnoliopsida, Lamiales, Oleaceae. The record is from RefSeq and is a predicted model, not a curated record. Gene Ontology annotation, cellular component: nucleosome. The transcript has 3 exons. Gene Ontology annotation, molecular function: protein heterodimerization activity; structural constituent of chromatin; DNA binding.